This is a messenger RNA of Sordaria macrospora k-hell, 8739 nucleotides long. RefSeq lists its product as uncharacterized. The record is from RefSeq and is a predicted model, not a curated record. Lineage: Eukaryota; Fungi; Ascomycota; Sordariomycetes; Sordariales; Sordariaceae. Gene Ontology annotation, molecular function: DNA binding.
AUGGACGAGGACGAAGACGCGUCCAUGAUGUCGGUCGACGACACUUCGACGUCCACGGAUCCACUCCUCGAGACCGCCGCCACACCAGCCUCUCGCUCCGUGACACCAGCGAUCCCAGCCCGCCAACCCUCAUCGGCGCGUCGCGGUCGCCCUAGGAACCAGAACCAGCCCACUCCGCGAUCACAGCGAGUCCAAGCCCUCCGAGAAAGCACACCGAGAAAGCGCAUGUUCGAAUUGGACGUUGGAGAUGCGCGAUCGCCCCAGCGCUUGCUGGUCACCGUCGAAGCCGAAAGCUCGAGAGUCACUUCAAGAAGCAGCGUUAGUCGCCGUCUGUUUCAGCACUCGACGCCAACCGCUCGCAGCACAAUUCGCGAAAGAGAAAGGACGACAUCGGUUACGGUUCCCUUGCGCGGCGUGGAGGAUGACGGAGACGACGAGAUUACUCGACUUGGCGAAUUUGUUACACCGAGGCCGCGCGGAAGGCCACCGCGAACAGCUACUCCAGGCACAGCCUUGCGCUCAGAGACACCGAAGACGACGACUCGCCCGAUGCGACCAGCGACCCCCGGAUUCCGACUGCGCGAAGCACGAUCAUCGUCCAAGGACGUCUUGGAUUCGGAUGUCACCAUCGAUUUCAGCAAGCUCGGGUUUGCAUCAGGUACAAAGCGGCGGAUGAGCUUGACACCAGGGCCUAGCAGUCGUGCGCCGAAGCGGAGGAAGAAUGCUGCGGGUACAUCGCCAGUGAGACAGCCUAGCUUGCUGGGUCCAGGCUCUACGCGAAGGAAACGAGGCCGUCCAAGGAAGGAUUCGAUUGCGCACGACGAGUUUUCCGCCCUCAUAGACCGAGAUCUUACGGCGCUUAAAGAAGACGACUCCGACCAUGAGCCUGGGCCCCAAGCCGAAUCCAGUCGCGACCAACAAAACCGAGACCGAAUUCGAGAUCAGGCUGAAGAACACAUCCGUCGCGAGCGCAUUUUCCAACGAGGACCGUCAAACGUUAUCUUGAGCAAUACAUACAUUGGAGCUCCCUCGAGUGAUGUUCCUAGGCCAGACGAGUCGGAAGGUGACCUAUGGUUGGACAACUCGUUCAACCCACCUCAAGACACACCGGCCGCUCGACGAUGGAACGGGGCACCUAGAGCACAACCCUCCAGGGUCGAGCAGCUGCGACCGGAACCUGUGCGUCGAGAAACACCCCAAUUGGAGUCGGAGCUUUCGCAUGGAGACGAAUACGUCGAGUUCGCAGACUUUGGUGGUGGCGAAUCGCAUAGCGACAUCGAAUCGGAGCUGGACGAUGAGAACGCGACACCAAGGGAUACACCCAUUCAGCCGACAGAAACUAGGUUACCAGGCGAAGAAUUCACAAUGAUAGACCCCUAUUCGCUACUAUCUAUGCAGCAAAAUUCGAGCUAUGUCGAGGAGCAAGGCCACGAAGCGCAAAACGAGGAAGCUCGCGAUGGCGACACGACAAGCUUUUACAUCAAUAAAACCAUCAAGUCGUUACGAAUAAGUCAGCAGGAGCAGGAAUCGGACGAGCGGGAAACUCAUAAUAGGACAGUCGAUUAUUCGGUCAACUCCAAUUUGACGACUACACCGAGGGCACCUAUUCCCAGUUACGAUCCGCUAUAUCGAUAUUCGACGGGUGAUAACAGAGGAGAGGCUGAGGUUGUGGAGGAAAUAGAGGAGGAGGAAGCACAUGAUGGUGGAGAGUCUUCGGAAAAGUGUCAGAGCAAAACUUCACGACUGCAAGAAAAUUCGGGACGAGAGCCAGAACAAGGAGAAGAAUGGGGCCCGGAUCUGGAUCGCGAACCAGAAUCGGAACUGGCUCUUGAGCCUGGGUCUGAUGCUGGCUUUGAACCAAGGACGGAAUCAAAGCCUGAACGUGAAACGGAGGCGGAAUUACAACAUGAACCUGCACCCGAGCCCGAAGAAUCCGACAUAUGGUUUCAUCCAGAACCACGAAAGCGACGACGAGAACCGCAGAAGGAGAAACAGCAUGAACGGGAACCGGAACCUGGGUCAAAUCAUGCGGCAAAAUCCAGUACUUGGUCUCGGGCGGAACAACGACAAGAACAUCACCACCCCGUACAGCUAGACUCUGACAUUUCGCACCAGCGGCAACUAAAUCAAACCCGGCGUCUGGUGGAUGAACGGGAAUCAGGCUUUGAGCCAAUAUCUGGGAACACGCCAGACUUCGAACCCCUGCCUGAACAACGGUCUCAAUCACCGCAAGAACCUGAACUUGAGCCAGGGCCAGAAUCUCACCAUGAAGAGGAACAGGAGCAGGAGCAGGAGCUUGAUGAUAAUAUGGAGUUUGAGCGGCAGCAGGAAACUGAAGAAGAAGCACAGCAAGAACAAGCACAACAGCCCAAGCCAUGGCGGGUAAAGUCUUCAAAUCAACAGAAAACUCGGUCGUUCGGAACACAACUGGACGUAGAUGUCCGUGGUAACGUUGGGGUGGAUUCGUCAAACCGCUCAGUGGACUAUGACAACUUUGAAACACAGGAAUCAAGCGUCCUAUAUCACGGCCACCUUCGAAGAGAAUCACGAGGCGCUCUACCACCUGAACCAUCAAGUCCGCUAUUUAGAAAAUCCCAGACAGAUGUUCAGCAGCAACAGACCACAAAGACAAUCAUACAGCCCUCUGUUGAGCGGCCUUCAUCUGUGAAUAACUCCACCCCCUUAUAUGCGUUGAAUUGUAUUCUGACCCCUGAUGAGACACCAUCUCCUGUCCCUCCAGAACACCGCGACUACGACUUUCAGUACGAUUUUGGUUCUCAUGCCAAUGUAGAGGCCGACGACGACGCCGAGCUUAAUGAUGACGGGCAUAGACAAGCCACCGAAUCCGCCGAGCCCGCUCUAGACGAAGAGAUGCCUUCUUCACCCCCGACCGGAAGCUUUUCCCGACACGAGCAGCCCCGCCCCGAACCUCCAUUACGCCGAGUCCGAUCGAACUCGAACGAAACCCCCGCCGAUCGAGUCACAUCUUUAACCUCGCCUGGUCUUCCGGCACUCAACCCCCAGAAUUUGAUGCCCCCACCCGACUCACAGAACCGGCCGGCUCUGUCUCCAAUCAUCAGAGCUGGUGAAGCACUGCGACAGGUAACCUCGGACCCUCCGUCGCCUCCAGGCAGGGGAAGCUUCUUGCGCAGCCCCUUCCGAGGGAUGCCCGGGGUCCAAGACAGCCAUUCGCCGUCACCGUCAGCCUCUAGGGUCUCCCAGUCUCAGCCUCAAUCUCAACCUCAACCUCAACCUCAACUUCAGCCGUUGCCCCAAGCCCAAUUCGAAACAACCCCUAACCCGCCCGAAAGAUUGGGCUUUGGCUUGUUCAACUCGAUUAAGAAUCUGGUUGCCCAAGGAGCGCAAGUCCUAUCGCCACGGAACGCCUCGAGGCAAGCUUCCGUCAAUGCCGGAGAAAGUUCUAGACAAGCAUCAGCGACCGCGGCUGGCACCACUAGUAGUCCCAUGGAGAUUUUCAUGGACGACCCGUUCGGUCCCGAUCCACCCGGGUCUUCUAGAGGAAGCACCGGGCGUAACUCGCUCUUUGGCAGCAUGAUGAGCAAGCAUCGUGGCUCCGGUGGUAGUCAAGAUGCUAGUGGUACUGCCAGUGCUAGUGCUAGCUUUGAGAAAAGAGAUCAAGGCAGUGCUAACGUCAGCGCCAGUACUAGCUUUGAGAGACAAAGUCGUGCGAGUAGCGGUUCUGAGAGAGCGGCGUAUGGUUAUAACGGGCUGGGAAGGCAGUCGGAAGAGAAUGCCGCGUUUGAUAGAGGGUUUCAGGUCAAUACCGGCUUUGGCAAUCAACGCCAAAUCUUCGGAGAACCGUAUGUUCAAGGGGAUGCUGGCUUUGGAAGCCAGCACCAGGUCUUCGCGGAACCACAUGCCCAAGGCGGCUUCGGCUUUGACAGACAGCAACGACCCAACACCGGCUUUGGAGAAUACCAUGCUCAAGCUAACACCGGCUUUGAGAGGCCGACACAAGCGGACACUAGCUUCGGUGGAAGAAGUCAAGCCAACACCAGCUUUGGUCGACAAGCCAUUGUCAACACAGGGUUCGACAGAUCUCAGACUCAAGCCCAGGCCAGCAGUAGCCAUGCCAUAAAACAACCUUCAGUAACUACCAACUUCGACAGGCAACACCAACCAAACACCAGCUUCGGGCAUCAGCAAGCUGAGGCCAGCACCACCCACGAUAGGCAAGCUCAAGCCGAGACCAGCUUCGCAAGCCAAUGUCAAGCUACCACAAGUUCUUCCACCAGACAACCCCAAGCCAACCCCAUCUUCGAUAGCACAACCCAGGGUCCAUCCUCCUUCUCCGAGCGCCAACAACAUGAACAUGAACAAGAAGCCAUGGACUGGCAAGCCGAAGAGGAAGCCAGCCAUCACAGCCACGAAAUCAACGUAACCCGUGACCGCUCCGCAUCCGCGAGCCUUGGUUUCCACCAUGAUAGCAGCCGCAGCCAUGAUAACACCUCUGGCUUAGAACGUACUGCUGCUCGGGAAGGCUCUACUACUCGGAGAUCAGCAUCAGUCACAAAAGACCAUCCGGAACCUGAACAUGAAGCUCGUGGUCAUGGUCAUGGUUAUAGGGAAGUCAUCGAGACUGGAGCUGUUACGGAAGAGAGAGGGGAAGAGCGGGUAUGGGGUGGCUAUGGGAGCGAUUCCAGGUCUGGCCGAAGCUUCAGGGAAAGUAGUCAUUCGGGUUCUAGGAUCCAUGGGGGACCGCACUCGACUCGGAAACCAUCAAUUCCGAGCGAACCCAAAGCUCCGCGGUAUAGGGAAACCGUUGAAGUUGAGACGGUGACUGAAGAACGAGAGGUAGAGCAUGUGUGGGGAGCCUACGAAGGUGAUGCCAGGGCUAGGUCCAGUUUUAGGGAGAGUAGUCAUUCUUCUGGGAGACAUGGUCACUCUCGGCAUGAUUCCGGCUCGAGGCAUGGUUCGAGACAUGGGUCUCGCCACGUAUCGGAAGAGCGGGAGACGAAGGAGACAAGGGAAGAGCGGGAACGAAGCGAAGCAAGGGGGCGGGGAAGGAGUAGGGAGGUGACGGAGGACAUUGUCGAAGAGGUCCGCGAGGAGUAUGAGCAUGAGAAUGAGCAUGAGAGCGGACACUUUCACUCCGGUGGUCGUCGCUCGAGUGUACGUGAAGAUGGGAGCCGCAGACACAGUUCCUCCCGCUCUUCAAAUCGAUCCGACCGCGACCGGGGUAAAGCUUCGUCUUCUUCUCGACAGAGGUCGGAAGAGCAAGAGACUCGGUCAGAUCGGGAAAGGCAAGAAGAACGUGGGGUGAGAGAGGCGACCGAGGAAAUCACGGAAGAAGUCCGGGAAGAGUAUGAGCAUGAGCAUGAGCACGAGCACGAGAGCGAAAGUGAACGCUAUCAAUCUGGUGGUCAUGCCCGUGAGGAAGAGAGCCACCAACACGGAAGCAGCUCCCGCUCUACCCGAUCCGAUCGCGACCGAGGUAAAGCUUCAGCUUCGUCUGCUUCUUCUUCUAGGGGACAUGGUGCUCACCGCCAGCCAAGCUCAGAACAAGAAGUGAGGCAAGUGCGCGAAGUGACAGAAGAGAUCGUAGAAGGAGAGCGAAACGAGUAUGAAGAGGAAAGAGGCGGUCGCCACUCUAGUCACGUCGAAGAAAGUCAUCGUCACUGGUCACGCGGCGGGCCGCACGGGUCGCAGUCCAACAGCCGAGCUAACGAGUCAAUAAAGCGAGAUGAUUACCGGCGCGGCGGCUCCUCGGGGGAGGGAGAAACCACCAGAGAGGUGACUGAAGUGGAGGAGGAGGACGGGGGGAAUGAGUAUGAGGAGGAGGAAAGGGGUGGGCAUUCCUCAGGGUAUGUGGAUGAACAAAGUCAAAGACAAGAGUCUCAGUCAUCCGGCCGAGAUGGAGGGUCCUGGCGGAAAGAUGAGCAGCAGCGAAGUUCGGCUGAGCGGGAAAGGAGUGAGGCCGAGGAAGGCCGAGAUGAGGUUGAGGAGGAAAGUGAAGAGCAUCGGACGAGUCGUAGUUCGGAUGCCAGUCGUCAACGCGAGGUCGCACAGCACCGGGCGAGUCGUAGCUCGGAAGCAGGUCGCCAACACGAGUCGCUGCUCGAGCACAGCAGGACUUCCUCGCGAGGUGAUCAACUGCAGAGUUCAGCAGAUCGACAAGCACCUGAAGUGGAAAAGGCACGCCAUCAGAACUACUCUGAAGGCGAAGACUACGGGCUGGCUGAUGCAGAAGAGAAUCAUCAACGUGAAGAAUCUCUGCUUCAGCAGCACGGAGACGAGCACGAGCACGAGCACGAACAAGACCAUCAGAUGGAUUAUAUCGAAGAUGCAAGUCAUCACCAAGCUGAGGAGAGAGAGCACACGCAGGGGCAAGAUGAAGAGGAAGAAGAGGAAGAAGAGGAGGAAGAUCUCUUCCUUCUCGAAGCCAUGCGUUCAUCUCCCGCAGUCAAGCCCAAAUCUCACUUGAAGGAGAACAAUCCUGCCGGCAUUCUUCCCUCCGCCCAUAAGCCCCAGCCGAACUCCUCUCGCUGGCAAUCCAACAAAAGUCAGAUGGUUCGCGAUCAGCUGAACACAGCCGCCGCCGCAGAAGACAAAAGUGACGAGCCGGAAGAAGAGUAUAGCCUGCUUCAUUCCAGUCGGGUCAAGAGGUUCCGGCCUGCGCUGAAGCCGGUUCCAAACAAGAAGGCGAACCUUUUGGGGUUCUUCUCAUCGCCUGCAACUAUUCCAGACAUAAGCUUGCAGGGUCCAGAGGGUAAUAAUUCUUCUCUUGUGUCUGAGCCUGAAGCGCUCAACAGGCAAAGUCAAGCCAACGGCGGCAAGGUGUCAUCUGGCUCGGGAGUCCUUUUGGAACGGUCACAAAAUCUUGCUACAGGUCAGGCGGCUGCUGAGAGGAAGCUGGGAACGACUCCCAUCGGUCGCGUUGCUGCAUCUCAACGUCUCUCCGUGCCGGUUUCUCAGAAGCCGUUCCACCCUUCACCGUUGGGCACAGCUCCCGUGUUGUCAGGGCAACCCUCCAGACCCCUGCAACCGACACAGCGCGUACUCCGGCACUCUUCCUCCAUCGUCGGCUCUUCUUCGCCACCACAGUCUGGAAGCAUCUACACUCCAGUCCCGCAGAAACAAAACUUUACCCCCAUGCGACGCGAGCCAGGCGCUAAGCUCCCCUUGUUCGAACGUAGCGGCGGUGGAACAAAGACUGACACUGGCACGACUGGUGUGCCUUCUCUCAAAGACAACAACGACACAGGUUCAGGCUCAGGCACCACUCCAACUUCGAUAACCGACAAACCUAAGCAGUUGCUGUUUGGAAUUAAGGCGUCCAUUUCCAAGUUAUUCUCGGAUCCUCCCGCUAAGAGCGUUGAGUACGGACAGCCGAACGAAGACGAAAACGAGGACGAGAUUGAAGAAGAGCACCAAGAGCCUGGAGAACAGCAGCCUGAAGAAGAGGACCUGGUACUGGACGACUUCGACGAGAUAGUUGAACUCGAAGAAGAACAAUCGUCUACUGAGGAAAGUUUCGAACCACCACAGCAGCUCAGAGCUCUGCCCGACAAGAACUCGUCCCCUAUCAAGUCUGCAUUGCGACCGCCGACUAAGAGUCGCACGCGCACGCCCGGUCGGGUGGUGGAGUUUGCCAAUAGUGUAAGGCAGUCGCCUACUCCGAGACGUAACGGACGGAACGCAGACAACAACAUUUCUGAACAAAGGCGUCCUGGUCCUGUGUUUGGGGAGCGUUCGGCUCCGGUGGUUAUCACCAGCUCGCCUAGUACCCAUACGGAGAGUAGUCCUGUUCCUAGUCCAGCUGCUGGUGAGGAGAGGAUUCGGGAGAACAACACGCCUGAGAGGUAUGAGGAGGAUUAUCAGGACCAGGAAGAGGAUCACAAACCGGAUGGCGAGGCGGAGAUGGACAAGGACUUGGACAACGUGGACAUGGAUGUGGAUGAUGACAUUGAAUGGUACGAGCAUGAACCGGCGCCCGCACUGGCACCAGCACGGGCAGCGGCACCAAGACAGGCACCGUCAAUUCCUCGCCCACUAAGCCCUGGACGAGGACGUCAACAGGAACGGCAGCCACAAUUCGGUGCUGCCUCGCAACGUCAACCACUACAACCGCCGCUCAUCAAACCUACAUCAACCCUUGAGAACUCCCCCGUUAUUCGCUCGGGCGUUUCUCUCUUCGGUCACGGUCGGCAUAGACCACUACCGCCUCCUAUUCCGCCUUCUAAGCGUAAUAUCGUUACGCCUCUCCAGCCUCUUCAACCUCCUCGGCCGUUGCAGCCACUCUACCCUACUCUACCACAACUCUCUCCUCUUACUGAACAACAACUCUCUCAGCCCUCAAUGUCGACUUCAGCCUUGGCUUCGACCUCUCAGCACUAUAACGGCCAAGUUUCCAACGCCGCUUCCACCUCAGCCGGCGCUUCAUCCUCCUUCUACGCCGCCAACUCGUCUGGCACUUCAGCCGUCACUUACACGUCUCACAACCAACUCCCAAUCCAGGAACAACAACUCCCCCCACCAACCCCCAACUGGACCACUUCCCACUGGGAAAUCCUCUCCUCGGUCAUAACCCACCACCGUUCCCUUAACCCCCGCACCCUCACAAAGGGUAAACGUCCUCUCCUCCCUUACUCUCUCCAGUCCUUCCUAGCCAAAACAUACACCCCCUCUCCCCUCACAAACUCAACACGACCCUGUUUCCGGUCUUCCUAUCGACGAGUCAGUGACCAUCGAACAAUGGCAUUUGGACGUCGUCUAUGA